Penaeus monodon (black tiger shrimp) is the source of this 2666-nucleotide messenger RNA. RefSeq lists its product as uncharacterized. The coding region runs from base 135 to 1670 and encodes 511 amino acids. NCBI's taxonomy places the organism in Eukaryota, Metazoa, Arthropoda, Malacostraca, Decapoda, Penaeidae. The record is from RefSeq and is a predicted model, not a curated record. The transcript has 4 exons.
UCAACCUCCAUAAGAGAAAGAAAGAAAAGAAAAAAAGGAGAGAGAGAGAUUCUUGGAAGAUCCCGGGACUGUAGACGUGGAAGGUCAUUCGGGUUUUGGCCUCGCUUGUGUUCGGUUGGGAAUUGCUGAGAACAAUGGUGACGUCAUCAUGGCACCAAACGCCAUAUAUAUCAGUAGUGAAGAUAUUGGCAGGGAUGGCGAUGGGUAUGGUCGUUGCUGAAGCCGCCACGGAGCUCGAAUGUAACAGGAGCUGCAGCUGUUGGGUGAAGGGUGACUUCUCGGAGGAAUAUCGUGUCAUCUGCAAUAACACUGUUGAUAAGCACGUGAGGCUAACCAGGAAGGUCUUCUCUGUGCUCUCCGCCCCCACCUUCUCCACCUACGUCCGAGUGGAGGAUGUGGAGACCCUGAGUGUGGACGAGGCCUUUCUUGAGGAGUGGAGGUCGGAAUUCCACUCCUCCGCCCUUGAUCUGUGGCGAGCGGGGCGUGUGGACUUCCCGGUGGUCACCUCUCACCAUUUCGCUGAAUCCUCGGGCUUCGAACAUGUUUUCGCAGGGAUUGGCGUGAUCAACAGCACACUGAACCACCUUCCUCCUGGGAUCUUCCGAGGCAAGCAGGAGGCGGGGCUGAGGCUGAAGCAGAGCUCCGUGGGUGUGUUGCCCCCCGGCCUCUUCCUUGGCGUGGGCGCCCUGAAGUACUUCGCCCUCGUCUCCUCCCGCGUGGGGCUCUUCCAGGGGCCUGCUGCGGGCGAGAACGGCAGCCUCUCGCUCGGAGGACCCAGCAAGGUGGCCGUCCUAGUGCUGGACUCUGACAUAGGAUUUCUCGGCCCUGGCGCCUUCGCCUUCAACUCCUCCGAGGUCAAGGAAGUGGAGCUCACCAACGUCACCAUUGGCAGCGUGGCAGUGGGCGGGGUGGACCUCUCUGGCCACGCCCAGCUGUCCAUCAGCAACUCCACGGUGUCGGACCUGCAGCCCGGCUCGCUGGUGCUCCGCGGCAGCAAGCUGACCAUCAUCAACAGCACGGUGGCGGCCCGCCCCUCGGCGCUGCAGGCCUUCCCCUGCUCCUACUUCAACAACCACAUCGUCUCCAACCACAUCCUCGUGUCGUCGCCCGUGCCGCUGCCGCUCGAGCGGGAGAGGGUCGUGACGGAUGCGAACGGGACGACGACGGCGACGCAGGACGACUUCUCGGGGCGGGACCUGGCCAGGUGGCUCCUGGAGGCGGUGCUGGACACGAGCUGCGUGCCCUACAACCUGCCCGAGUGGGCGCGCUCCGAGGAGGAGGAGUUCCUGACCCUCCCGCCCCUCGGGUCGCCCCAGGUACAGGACGUCCCUCCCAUCCUCCAUCUGGGGCUCUACAGCUUCGUGGGCAUCUCCAUGGUGGCGCUGGUGAUCGUGGUGAUUCUGGCGUGCCUUCUCGCCCGGGCCAAGAGGCGCCGCCCUGGCCACGAGCGACGGACGCCGCCCAUCGCCCUCAGCCAGCUGCACGAUCCCAUUUACGAGGACGCGCCCUUCCUGGCUCAGAGCUGCGUGCCCCCUCCCGUGCCCCCGCCGACGACGCUUCUGAGGGGGGACGAAAAGGACUCCGGGAAGCAGAAGGGCAGCUGUGAGGGCGCCGCGGCCAAGCCCAAGGGCGCCGUCGAGAAUGACUACAUGGUCAUGAAGUCCGUUUAGCGGCUCGGCUGCGUCGCCCGAAUCCCCGGCCGGAAAUAUAAAGGAAGAGAAAAGGUAAAGAGGAAAAGGAAGAAUGCUUGAGAGAAAAGCGAGAGAGAGAGAGAGAGAGAGAGAGAGAGAGAGAGAGAGAGAGAGAGAGAGAGAGAGAGAGAGAGAGAGAGAGAGAGAGAAAGAGAGAGAGAGAGAGAGAGAGAGAGAGGGGGAAGAGAGGAAGGCGUUAUUAUUUUCCUAUCAUAUUCCUCACUUCAAAACAACUAAUGAGAGUUUAGUCGUUUAAUGUACCAACAUGAUUGCUUCUGAAUGGUUUCUCCACACGUCAUCACCAUCUUUAUCAUCAUCUGAUCCCUUUUAUUGUUAUUUAUUAUUAUUAUUAUUAUUAUUAUUAUUAUUAUUAUUAUUAUUAUUAUUAUUAUUAUUGUUAUCAUCAUUAUUAUUAUUAUCAUUAUUAUCAUUAUUGUUAUUAUCAUCAUUAUUAUUAUCAUUAUCAUUAUUGUUAUGGAUAUUAUUAUCAUUAUUAUUAUGACAUUUAUUACUAUGAUUGCUACUAUUACCACAUUUAUGAUUAUUAGCAUUAUAACCAUUAGUAUUAUCUGUGUUAUCAGUAUCAUUAUCAUCAUCAUCACGUCAUCAUUAUUAUCAUUUUAUAAUACCCGUCAGUAUCACGAUCACCAUUGUCAUAAUCAUCAUCAUGAGUACUACCAUUGCUUUUGCUUUCCGUAAUAUCUUCAUCAAUAUUUUCAUUUUACUAUUAACAUUAAUUAUUGGACUUAUCACUACUGUACUUUAUGUGCACACACACACACACACACACACACACACACAUACACACACACACACACACAGAUGUAUACACACCCUGCGCGGCAGACUGUACGUGUGUGUGUGUGUAUUUGCAAGUUCAGCUCAUGCAUUGUUUAGAGAUGCUUACAUCAACCGACUGUGUGCAGGAAUAUCUCUGAAAUAACUAAACAAAUGAUAAUUAAAUGGAUAACUAUA